AUGUCAGGAAAAGGAAAAGUACAUGGAGGGAAAGGGAAAUCCUCUGAAAUUUCAAAAUCAUCAACAUCACAUUCAGCAAGAGCUGGUUUACAAUUUCCUGUUGGUAGAGUUAAAAGAUAUUUGAAAAGAAAUGCUCAAAAUAAAAUUAGAGUUGGUUCAAAAGCUGCUAUAUAUUUAACUGCUGUAUUAGAAUAUUUAACUGCUGAAGUAUUAGAAUUAGCUGGUAAUGCUGCAAAAGAUUUAAAAGUUAAAAGAAUAACUCCAAGACAUUUACAAUUGGCAAUAAGAGGUGAUGAAGAAUUAGAUAAUUUAAUUAAAGCUACUAUUGCAUUUGGUGGUGUUUUACCUCAUAUUAAUAAAGCUUUAUUAUUAAAAGUUGAAAAAAAGAAAAAUCAAAAAUAA
Molecule: messenger RNA, 402 nt
Organism: Lodderomyces jiufengensis
Lineage: Eukaryota; Fungi; Ascomycota; Pichiomycetes; Serinales; Debaryomycetaceae
Gene: HTA3
Product: histone H2AZ
Exons: 1
Coding region: 1-402 (133 amino acids)
Cellular component (GO): nucleosome
Molecular function (GO): DNA binding; protein heterodimerization activity; structural constituent of chromatin
Source: RefSeq, a predicted model, not a curated record